AGGGCAGGCAGGCACCGAGCAGUGCAGUUAGCUCUCCAGGCAAGGUGGGUGUGCGAUACUGCUGCACGUGGAGGACAUGACACGGGCGUGCGCUACUCUGACGCUUUUUCUUGGCUUACCCCAAGGGACGAUGGGUUUCGCGUCAAGCUUCUCCGCUUGUAGGUCACAGGCCUCGGCCGCGCCACGGACGGCGCUGCUCCGUGGGUGCCGGGUGUGGGGACGAACAAGCAGCAGCAGAAGCAGCAGCAGCAGCGAGAGGCAACCGCUCCGUCACUUGCGACGGAGACGCUCGGAGGGCCUCGUUGCAUCGCUUUCUACGAAAGGAGAGAGAGAAGGCCACCCAGCGACCGAAGAAGAAGCGCAACUGCCCCAACAGCUUUCGUCAGUGCCGGAAUCGCAGCGUCGUCACCAACAACAGCCACAACAGCCACGUAGUAAAAGGGGCACCACACGAAAGCGGCUAACGUCGACAGGAGGACUCAAGUCCCUCCCCAUCGUCACGCCCUCGAUAGAGCUUCUCUCGCACGCUAGCCGGAGGUCCAAGAAGGUGUCUCAGGACAUGCUCAUAAAGAACGCCCGGAAUAGGUCGAGGAAGUGGGUGGCGGAGAGGAUGGACAUGUUGGGCAAGGCCACGUCGAAGCCGUUGAGAGAUAUAAUCCGGCAGUACAAGCACCAGCUGCCCAUCUUGCACCCCUUUGAGGCGACCUUGGCGGACCUAACGGUGCGGGCGAGGGAGAAGACGGGCGAGCGGACGCUGCAGUCAGUACUGGAUGAUGUGAACGACUUUCGGAAGGUGGCGUUAGAGAUCAGCAAGUCCGCUGCGAGGGAGGGGAAGCUGGGCGAGAAGAAGUCGGAGAUCAUGCAGACCAUGGACGCGGGCUACAGUCGCAUGGAGGAUCACUUCUUGACGAACGGAAGUGUCCUCGAAGAUCUGACGGAGAUACAGAAGUCUCUCCGCAGCCUGCCCAUCGUGCAGCUGCACCUCCCCACGGUGGUUUUGGUUGGGGCACCAAACGUCGGCAAGAGCUCCAUCGUGCGAGCCGUUUCGACCGGCACCCCCGAGGUUAACAGCUACCCCUUCACCACCAGGGGGAUGGCUCUGGGCCACAUGUUUCACCCGGAGACAAACGCGCGGUAUCAGAUCAUGGACACCCCCGGGGUUCUGUCGCGUCCCGAUGGAGAGCGGAACGAGAUGGAAGCGCUGACACUCGCGUCGAUGCAGCACCUGCCCACUGCGGUAAUCUUCGUGAUGGACCUUUCCGGACACAGCGGACACCUCUCUUCCCUUGAGAACCAGAUGCAAGUUCGACACGAGCUGAGAAGACGAUUUCCUCGCCGGCCAUGGUUAGACGUCGUGAGCAAGGCGGACCUCCCCCGCCUGGAGUUGGAAAAGGCUAAGGAGGCCUUGCCGGAGGGGUACCUCGAUCUCUCAACGCUUGACGGAACGGGUGUGGAUGAGCUCAAAACAAGACUCUUCGAAAUGUACGAGAUCAUCGAACGGAUCCUUGCACCUCCUCCAGACGUGCAAAGGUGACUGACGUAAGCAAGAAGCACCAAGGAGAAAGAGGGACAGAUCAAAUGCUAGCAGCGGGAGGACAGCGAGAGGACUCUGUGCUCACUCCAUCACACCCACCCCUUGGAUUCGUGGAUUUCCAUCGGCCAGAAACCCUCUCGAAAUGCUGAGACGGAACAUGUCGCGGGUUUUCCUGCCAUGCAUGCGUUUGAUGCCCGGAGCGCUCUGGGAUGAUUGGCGCACCGAAUGAACAAUAUGUAGCAGAGGGGGGCAUGCCUGGGGAAGGGGGAGUGGGUGCAGUCUGGAGUCGCAGUUGCUCCAUGUCCCGGCACCGAUGCC
Ectocarpus siliculosus is the source of this 1852-nucleotide messenger RNA. NCBI's taxonomy places the organism in Eukaryota, Phaeophyceae, Ectocarpales, Ectocarpaceae. The record is from the annotation of a GenBank genome assembly.